Messenger RNA from Bombyx mandarina (wild silkworm), 2404 nucleotides. Its product is annotated as glucose dehydrogenase [FAD, quinone]. The record is from RefSeq and is a predicted model, not a curated record. NCBI's taxonomy places the organism in Eukaryota, Metazoa, Arthropoda, Insecta, Lepidoptera, Bombycidae. Gene Ontology annotation, molecular function: flavin adenine dinucleotide binding; oxidoreductase activity, acting on CH-OH group of donors.
GCAGGUGUCGCGAGCCUUCGGGGCCCCUUCGAAGUUUAAAACGUGAAUCCAAAAACCAGCAUAGUGAUAGCACAGUAAACAAAUAAACUUUUUUGUACUAUUACGAAUAAUUUUCAAGUGUAACUAGUGAGGUUUAAUCUACAAACGCAUUUGUGAAGUCAGCUGGGAAUGUUAAUUAGUUUUUAAAGAAUUUCUGUGUGUUUGUACAGUUUGUUACUAUUACAUAUUUGGAAGUCGGAAGGACAUUAUCAGAGAUAAACAUGCAGCAACAGCAUUUUAUAUACAAACAAGAAAGCGAUGUCGCGUAACAUGCUGCGGCAUAUAACCACAAAAUUCCAUCAAAUGAAAAAAAGUAAACCACCAGACUCGACCAAUACAAACACCUUCGACAUUUGAAAAAGCAAAACUGAACAAGAAAGUAAUGAGAUACUGGCAACAAAAGAAAAACUGUGAUUAAAAAGAAAAUGGGUGUGCACGUCCUUCUAGCGUCCACGGCCUUGAAAACUGUCAGUGUGACCGGAUUAUGGUUAAUACCUCUGUUGCUUGGGGCGCUGACUUAUCACAACUAUAACUCGUAUGAUCCGGAAUCCAAGGUACUGGAUAAGGAACCGAGGCGAGAGUAUGACUUCAUAGUGGUCGGGGGCGGCUCGGCAGGGGCCGUUGUAGCAAACCGACUGACCGAAGUCUAUAAUUGGAACGUUCUCUUGUUAGAAAGUGGUCCCGAUGAAAACGAAAUAACGGACGUCCCUUCGCUAGCAGGGUAUCUGCAGCUAACGAAGCUGGACUGGCAGUACAAGACCGAGCCGACGCCAUACGCUUGUCUGGGCUUCAAGAAACAUAGGUGCAGUUGGCCUAGGGGCAAGGUUCUUGGGGGAUCAAGUGUUCUCAACUACAUGAUCUAUAUUCGUGGUAACAGUCACGAUUUCGAUCAGUGGGAGUCUUUUGGAAAUCCCGGUUGGGGCUAUCAAGAUGUUCUCAAAUACUUCAUCAAGUCUGAAGACAACAGGAACCCUUAUUUAGCUAAGACCAAAUAUCAUGGAACGGGAGGAUAUCUAACGGUCCAAGAAGCGCCAUGGAGAACGCCCUUGGUCGCAGCUUUCGUUGAAGCCGGAGUCGAAAUAGGAUACGAGAACAGGGACGUUAAUGGAGCUAUUCAAACUGGAUUUAUGAUAGCCCAAGGAACAAUCAGACGCGGUUCGAGGUGUAGCACAGCAAAGGCCUUCUUAAGACCUGUGCGAACACGAAAAAAUUUAGACGUAUCAUUGAAUUCGCAAGCAACAAGAGUUCUCAUAAAUCCAGUGACCAUGAAAGCGUACGGUGUGGAAUUUGUUAAGCACGGUGUAAAAAAAGUUGUAUAUGCGAGAAAGGAGGUGAUCUUAUCUGCGGGUGCUAUAAAUAGUCCCCAACUACUCAUGUUAUCAGGAAUAGGACCGAAAGAUCACUUGAGAGAUGUGGGUAUUAAGGUGAUCAAAGAUUUACCAGUGGGUGAGAAUUUACAAGAUCACGUUGGAGUCGGUGGUCUUACAUUUCUAGUCGAUAAGCCUGUAGCUAUAGUUCAGAAUCGAUUCCAAGCAUUUCCUAUUUCGAUGAAUUAUGUUGUCAAUGAAAGAGGUCCAAUGACUACUUUGGGCGGUUUGGAAGGUGUUGCUUUUGUUAACACCAAAUACGCAAAUAGUUCCGGGCUUUGGCCAGAUAUACAAUUUCAUAUGGCACCAGCUUCAUUUUCGUCUGACAACGGUCAAAUCGUGAGAAAAAUUCUCGGACUUACCGAUGAAUUAUAUGAUACAGUAUACAAACCUAUUGCGAACAAAGAUGCCUGGACGAUCAUGCCCUUACUGCUCCGUCCAAAUACACGAGGCUACGUUAGAUUAAGGAGUUCGAAUCCCUUUCAUUAUCCAAUAAUGAAUCCUCGAUAUCACGAAAACGCACUAGAUGUUGCGAGACUUGUCGAAGGGAUAAAAAUCGCUGUAAAAGUCGCAAACGCGUCACCGUUUCGACAAUUUGGAUCAAGACUUUACAACAAGCCAUUGCCAAAUUGCAAGCAGUUCCAAUUUAUGUCUGAUGAGUAUAUAGAAUGUCAAGUAAGGACAAUUUCGAUGACGAUAUAUCAUCAGUGUGGGACAGCGAAAAUGGGCCCGUCUUGGGACAAAGAGUCAGUUGUCGAUCCGAGAUUGAGGGUUCACGGUGUUGAAGGACUUAGAGUAAUAGAUGCAAGUAUAAUGCCCACUAUUGUAAGUGGGAAUACAAAUGCUGCUGUUAUAAUGAUAGGUGAAAAAGGUUCGGAUAUGAUAAAGCAAGAUUGGUUGAAUAAACGGUGACAUUAAGAAAGUAGUCUAGUGUGGAAUUCAGUUACCAGUAACAUUUUUUGUAAAUAUUAAAUGUUGUUUAAGUUUUGUUCCAAAGA